This is a messenger RNA of Limanda limanda (common dab), 1233 nucleotides long. It is a transcript of the gene kcnk12, whose product is annotated as potassium channel, subfamily K, member 12. The coding region runs from base 1 to 1233 and encodes 410 amino acids. Lineage: Eukaryota; Metazoa; Chordata; Actinopteri; Pleuronectiformes; Pleuronectidae. Gene Ontology annotation, biological process: potassium ion transmembrane transport; stabilization of membrane potential. Gene Ontology annotation, molecular function: potassium ion leak channel activity. The transcript has 2 exons. Gene Ontology annotation, cellular component: membrane. The record is from RefSeq and is a predicted model, not a curated record.
AUGAUGUCCGGCCAGCGACUGCAAGGCUGCCGCUCGCUGCACCUCAACGAGGACAACGGCCGCUUCGCGCUGCUCGCCCUCCUCAUCAUCCUGUACCUGCUGUGCGGCGCCGCGGUCUUCUCGGCCAUCGAGCGGCCCUCGGAGCUCCGGGCCCAUGGCCGCUGGAACGGGACGCUCCUCAACUUCAGCGAGACCUUCAACGUCAGCCUGCGGGACCUCAACUCCUUCCUGCGGGAGUACGAGGCAGCCAUUGCCGCCGGCAUCCGGGCGGACGCUCUGAGGCCACGAUGGGAUUUUACAGGGGCUUUUUAUUUUGUUGGAACUGUGGUGUCGACUAUAGGUUUCGGGAUGACCACACCGGUGACGGUCGCAGGAAAGGUGUUCCUGAUAUUUUAUGGUCUCCUGGGCUGCGCUGCCACCAUCCUCUUCUUUAACCUUUUCCUGGAGCGCAUCAUCACUCUGCUGGCCGUAGUGAUGAAGGCCGUAAGGGAGCGACGAAUCAGGAACAGCGGUCUUCUCCCGCCAGGCAUCCGCCAUGACUUCUCAGCCUACUCCCUCCCAGGCUGGAAGCCCUCUGUGUACCACGUGAUGCUGAUUCUCGGCCUGUCAGCCAUCACUAUCUCCUGCUGUGCAUCAGCCAUGUACACCCCCGUUGAGGGCUGGGCGUACUUAGACUCGCUCUACUUCUGCUUCGUCACCUUCAGCACCAUCGGCUUUGGGGACUACGUCAGCAGCCAGGUUGCCGAUUAUGAACAGCAAAGCCUCUACAGGGUGGCCAACUUCCUUUUCAUGCUGAUGGGCGUGUGCUGCAUCUACUCGCUCUUCAAUGUCAUCUCUAUCGUCAUCAAGCAGGUGCUCAACUGGAUCCUCGAGAAAAUGAGCUGCUUGUUUUGCCAGCGCUGCAGUAACGCCAAUGCCUUACUGGGAAGACGCAACGCGAUCCGACCGGGCUCCCGGGGUCGCCAGAGUCGGUUCGGCCAGCCGUCCGACUCCGAAGGACCUUGUGAUAGUGACACUGAGGGACGCAGACUAUCUGGGGAGAUGAUCUCCAUGAAAGACCUGGCAGCCUCUAACAAGGUGUCACUGGCCCUCAUGCAGAAGCAGCUGUCUGAGUCAGCUAAUGGAUAUCCCAGGACAGUCUGCGGCAGCUCGCGCCAUAAUGGUUUCUCUGGGGGGGUUGGCGCCCUCGGAAUCAUGAACAACAGGCUGGCAGAGACGAGUAACUCCAGGUAG